AUAUCUGACGUCAUAUAUGGAAUCCCUCGGAAAGAUUCCCGGCUGUGGCGUAGUGUAAGACUAACGAAUACGUAGUAAAGUAGAAGUCUACUUUCAAGAUCGCAGUUUGAAACAAAACUUUUAUACAAGGACACAAAUGUGGCGAUAUGGCCGGAGUUUUUGAUUUGGAGUUACACGACACCCCUGAAGGGGAGGAAGAGAUUUCUGAUGAUGAAUACUUCGAACCAGACGAUCAGGCAAGUCUAGCUACAAGAGGAGGUUUUGAUAUAAAUGCCGAUGGCAUGGAAACGCUGGAACUGACCGAAAACACGGUCAAUCCAGGUCAGCUGAAGGUCGGGCCCAAGAACUUUGAGCUACUCAAGGUUCUAGGAAAAGGAGGCUAUGGAAAGGUUUUUCAAGUCAGGAAAAUUUCAAGUAGUGAUACUGGCAAAAUAUUUGCGAUGAAAGUCCUUAAGAAGGCAACUAUUGCAAGAAAUGCCAAAGACACAGCACAUACCAAAGCAGAAAGGAACAUAUUAGAAGGAGUCAAGCAUCCUUUCAUUGUGGACCUCAUUUAUGCGUUUCAAACGGGAGGAAAGCUGUACCUAAUUUUAGAGUACCUACCCGGCGGAGAACUCUUCAUGCAGCUGGAACGGGAAGGCAUUUUCAUGGAGGACACUGCCUGUUUUUAUUUAUCAGAAAUCACACUAGCAAUAGAACAUCUCCACUCUCAGGGAAUCAUUUACAGGGAUCUGAAGCCAGAAAAUAUACUUCUAGACAAUUUAGGACAUGUAAAAUUGACGGACUUCGGUCUAUGUAAGGAGUCAAUCAAUGGCGGAGCUGUCACGCACACAUUCUGUGGGACCAUUGAGUACAUGGCUCCAGAGAUACUGACAAGGAGUGGCCAUGGGAAGGCUGUAGAUUGGUGGAGUCUGGGGGCACUCAUGUACGACAUGUUGACUGGGGCGCCUCCAUUUACAGCUGAAAAUAGAAAGAAAACAAUAGACAAGAUAUUAAAAGCCAAACUAAGUUUACCUCCAUACCUCACAAACGAAGCCAGAGGACUCAUCAAAAGGCUGUUGAAGAAGUCUCCUGCUGACCGACUCGGUGGAGGAUCCGAUGAUGCCAAACCACUUAAGCAUCAUGCAUUCUUCCGCCACAUUGAUUGGAAUGAGUUGAUUCAGAGGCAAGUUGAGCCGCCAUUUAAGCCGUCUGUGAUGAACGAGGAGGAUGUCAGUCAGUUUGACACCAAAUUCACAAGACAGACGCCAGUUGACUCUCCAGACGACACCGUCCUCAGUGAAAGUGCCAAUCAAGUGUUCCUGGGUUUCACGUAUGUAGCUCCAUCCGUUUUGGAGGAGCUCAACAAGCCGUGGAUAGCAGAAAAAGAGCCCCGUUCACCACGAAAGGUCGGGUCCAGCUGGACUGGUGGAAUGAGCCCUCACCAGGUGUCCCUAGUGGAAGGGUUCCGUGUGGCAUCGGAUGUGAAUGGAUUAGACGAUCUAGAAGACAUGGAUACCACAGCUCCAAUUGUCACAAAGAGGUCCACGUCUCCUGCCAUAGCAACCAAAAAUACUGCCUUCAAGCAAGUGGCAUUUCCAGGAAGUCAGAACCGACCACCCCAUCUACGAAUGAAUUAAUUAAGUUGCAAAUUGAGGAAUUUUGCUUAUUUUCUUCACCCUAAUGUAUUUAUAUGAUAGCAAAAUGAUUUUAAUUUACUGUUGAUAAAGACUGUUACCUACACAACAUCUGUGGAGGGGACGUGUGUUAUAUGUCCAUGUCGUAGUGUUGUCUACACUACAAUCAUGUGUCUACACCAGAUUUGUUAUCAUGUUAUUGGUUUGGACAUAGCCAGCAUCUUGUGAUUUUUAACAUUAUUCUGCAAAGAACUGCAUGAGUUGCGGUGAUUGGAGCCAUAACUGUGUGGAGUCGGUGAAGCUUCGUCUCAUGAGGAACUUAUAGCAUAGUGUGGAAAGAAUUAUAUGCACCAUGCCAGGCUCAAUCGCCACGUGUAAAGAAUGAAAGUACCUGUGAAUGUUAUUAACCCUUUCACCCCUAGGCUAUUUAAGUAGACUCGACCAUACAUUUAUCUGAAUGAGUCAAUUUUGGUCCACAGUGAUGGAAGGGUUAAUUUUAAAACAAUGUUGUGUGAGGGUGUUCAAAUCUGCCUCAUAUUUUUUCCGAUUCCAGUGCAUUUUAAAUUUGUCAGCAUUAAUUUAUGAUUGUACAGAAAUUAAACUUAAUCUUGGUUUAAUACAAUAUGUGUAAUGUUUUAACAUUUAAGUGUAAAGUACAGCUGACCAUUUUAUACUAUUCCACGGACCGUGUGAAUGAGACAUAAAACCACAGCCUUGGGAUUGAAAAAAGACAAUCUGAUGGAUAACAUACAAGUUGAACUAUUUUCAAUAUUCUACAUGAAAAUUCAGACACAUUUUAAUAUAUAUUGAAACAAGUCCAAGUUAUAAUAAUUUAUUGAAGGCUUGUCUUCUAACUUAUCAAAGACUUGUUUGGAUAAUGCUUUAGAUACAAUUUUCUGUCAAUAUUAAUUAGCGAUCUUUUCAUGAUCACAUUGUUCUCCAAGGAAUCAAAUAUCACUCGCAUGGUAUAUCAAUAAUUUUAGAUUUUUUCUGUGUCUCGUCAAAAUUGGACUCCGUCAGCAUGGGUACUUCCAAACAUUCAGCAAAUUGAACACUUGCAUUGCCAUCUCACAUGAAUCAUUAUUUUCCGAUUUUAUUUUCACAACCUGUAUAUAUAAUGCUGAUUAUGCUGAUUAUUUUGUUAAAAUAUGUGUGUGUAUAUAAAUAUAUAUAUAUAGUUAACAAAUAUUCAAACAGAAUUAUUGCAAUCUAGAAAAAUAUUUGAUUUUGAAAAUUGUUUAAAAUUUCAUGUGUAUGUGUACUGCAAGUUUGACAGACUUGCCAAAGAAAUUCCUUGAUGGAAGUUAAAUAGGGUUGUCCCUGAGGGGCAUGAUAUUUUAUUUUGAAAGUGUUGAUACAUGCAAGAGAUUGAAACAUUGACGUGACAACAGAGCGCCAGUAAUGUUACGAGAGCAAAGGAAAUAGAGAACUCGUUAUUUUAAGAAAGUGUGUUUGAUGUGCUAUUGUUUCUUGAAGUUUUUGUCUUUAAUGCUCAUCUGUAUGAAAUAGGAAGCGACCAUAUUACCUCCCCUAACUACUGAUCUUCACCAAUUAGUCUACAUUCGCGUAUUCCGGGUUGAAACGGUUCAAGUGGCGCAGAAAUAUUUCACGAUAAACGAAGGCACAUGGACCCAACUAUAGGCAGAGCUAAAAAAUGCAGAGUUUUGGAGAAUGAAUAACAAUAUAUCAAGAAUAUUAUGUCCUUCUUUCACGCGUCCACUAAAUUAUAUAGCAUAUCUUAAAAUCUGCAUCUGGUAUGACCUUGUUUUAUAAAGAAAUAACGCAAACUAGCAAUAGUCAACAAUUUAGUUUCGGUCAGGUACGUCUGGACCCCUCAAUCUACAUGUGCCAAAUAUUCCUGUGGUCAGCCUCAGUUCAGAUCUGCGCCUAUUGUUUUCUUUCCAGGUUCAACCAUUUCAACUGGUUGAACCGGAUAUGCGAAAGAGGCCUUAGUGUUGCUAUACUAUUGAACUGUUGACUGCUUUAAUCUAUAAAGUUCCAAACAGUUUGAUCAGUUGUUUGUGUAUGAAAUAGGGACAGACUUAGGAUCUCAUGUUGUUUUCUGGCAAGCCUUGGGAAACUCUUUCAACGCCUGCAUUAACAUUUGUUGGUUCGUGAGGCUUUAUCUCUGAAUUCUUAAAUUUGAAUAUAGAUAAACCGGUUUGUCCACAUAAACAAAUAGGCCCUAGAUGUCAUUUUUUUUUAUCAAAUGUCAUGAAAUUCAUUGCAUUGAACUCUGUCCUGUCAAAUUUUCAACCCAUUAGUUUAAAGGUAAAACAGUGGAAAUUUAACAGGGAAUCGCUUCAAGUUGGGUCAGUCCAUGAUUGACUUAUUAUCAAUCAAAUCUGUUAUAUAAAGAAAAAAUAUAAUGAUGGUCCUAAAAUAUAUUACAGAGAAAUGCACUCUAAAAUAAAAUUCAACUAAAAACAAAAUUUUGAAGCAAUUUAUUGAACAAAAUCACAACUAAUAUUGAGAGGUAAUGUUUUGAAGCCGCCACCGAGGAUAUUUGAGCCGAGGGACACUUGUCUGGAUACCUGAAGAAGCCAGCUAUAUGGGCAAAAUAUUGAUCAAUUCUGAAAACUAAAUCUGUGCACCUGGCGCCUGGUAAUAAUUGGUCUGGAUAGCCCGACUUACAUUUAGGUAAUAAAAUACCUUUUUUAAAAGUUUGUAUUAUCAAGUUUGCUAUUGAUAAGUACGAUCAGGAGGGGUGUACAAUUCCACAAGCCCGACAGCCCGCACUAGUAUAUUUUGUAAUCGGGCCAGUAAAUAUAUCUAUAUUGAUUACAGAAGUAUUGGUGUAGGUAGAUUGUUCCCCAAAUCUCCCUGUAGGCAAGUACAUAACAAAUGAGAUUGUAUGCCCCUGACGAUUGACUAUAGAUAAUCUUACUAAAAAAUUGAGGUAAAAUCAUUAGAAAGCUGGGCCCAGUGGUUUGAACCUGAACAGAUAUUAAAGGAAAGGGUUGCGGGUUCGAGUCACGUCACGGCACACCGACCCAAAUUCUCGAAAGGCGAUUUUUAAGAAAUAUCUGAAAGCUUACAAGUGUUUUUCUGGAUGAUAAUCUAAAAUCUCUUUAUAUGUAAUUUUAGUUCUGAUUCUCGAUAUGCUUUGUAAAUAUAUAUGUUUAUGUAUGCUGACUUGUCGUUGGAGUAAUUUGAGCUUGACCAAUUGGGACCAGUAGAAAAACUGAAGACACUUAAUGUGCAUCUUAUGAUAAAUAUUUGAUAUAAAUGUGAUUGUGUCACUCAAACUUACUCCAGCAAUGCGGUCUCUUUCCUUUCAAACAUAUCUUAUAAUACAAAGAGUUUCCAAUGGAAAUCUUCCAAAGUAAAGGGAGGUAAUUUGGUAGUGUCCCAUUAUGAAAGGUGUACAUAUGUAUAUUAUGAUGAAAGCAAUUGUUUAUUAAGUACUGAAUGGGAAGUUACUUUUAUGUCUCACAUAUAUUUGUCACUAUUUAAUGCAUAAGCUUAUGUUUGUGUGUCUAUAAAAAAAAAGUAUUUUGGAGAGAGAGAGAGACUUCAAAUAUUGUUAUAAAAUAUAUGUUCUUUUUGUUGUUUUUGUUGAUAAAAUAACCUCAUCUCCCCUUAUGGAUGAAUGGACUGAACCAUAAUUGAGAGACAGCAAAACCUAUUAUGCAAACUCAGGGAUGAGGGGUUAUUUGUGGAGAAAAAUGAACUUAGUUUUCAUUUUUUUAAUGUAUUUAACCCUUUCACCACUGUGGACCACAAUGGACUCAUCCAGAUAAAUGUAUGGCAGAGUCUAAAAAAGUUACUUAGGGGUGAAAGGGUUAAAAUAAGUAUUGCCAAUUUGUGCGUGCAUGUAAUUUCUUUCAAUUCACUUCUAACAGCUGUUUUCAAAAUUUUUUCUCCAAAGAUAGUUUUGAACAAUUUUUUAUUCAAAGCGUGUUUUUUUUCUUUCUUUUAGAUAUGAAAACUUUGCUGAUGAAGUGUCAUGGUAGUACUGACACGUUUGUAUAGAUGUAGAUAUCUGUUUUAGCUGAAGACAGAAUUAUAAUUUAACUUUGUAACACACAUCAUCAAGGUCGUCAUUUAUACUGAAGAAUUUGCUGCGUUGGAACAGGUCCAAUAAAGAUUGAAAAUUAAACAUUUUCCCGUAGAUAACUUUGUAUUAAACAUGAUAUAAAAACACAUAUGGCUGCUUAAAAUGAUGGUACAGCUGAUCAAAAAAAAUUAAAAGGACAUUUAGGCAUAGUAGAUAUAUUAGGCAUAGUAGAUAUAUAACUCUGCCAAUAUCUUCAAAUCAAAUAUUUCACUGUUCCCUCUCUUAUUGCAAACUUUUCAGGUUUUUGUUCACUGGUAGUACAUCUUCACCUGUAACAAAUAUUCAAUAAUGCCAGCUGCAUACCAACCAAUGUUCUAGGUCUCCAAAAGUUCUUUAUGAACAUGCUUUGUUUUUAAUUGUUUAAAAAAAAAUAGACCACUGUAUCUGUUUCAUGCAGAUUAAACUAAUUGAAGGUGAAAAUCUGUUGUUAAUAUAAUGAGUAAUUAUUUUAAAUACUAGGGCAGAAUCAAACAUGACAACACAGGAGUUUGCUUAAGAAGCAGUUUCAUAAUUUAUGGCGACCUACCCAAUGUUGAAAUAUCCCUUAAUAUGACGAUAGCACUGAACAUUAUUUAUUUGAUGGAAAACACAGAUGUCAUUGUAAAAAUCAUGUAUAAAGAACAUAUUGUUGAAUUCACUGGACGUUACAUCUGUAUAACCGUUUAAGGUUGUCUUUGCCUUAAUAGUUUUUGUUGCCAAUUUUUAGAUUUUAUUUUCAAAUUUAUUUAUUUGUAACUAUUAUUUAGAGAAUUUGUGUGUUGAUAACGUUCUGGUUCAGAAUGACAUGUAUAUAUAAAACGACAGGUAUUGUAAAAAUUGUAUAGAUUACAACACUUUGUUGCCCCCCACCCCCUACCCCUCACCCCUCCCCCUCCCAUUUAGACUGCUUUGUAGAUACACAGGUAUGUGUUUUAGUUUGUUGUACAGUUUUUAUAAACUGUAAUUCUCCAGGAUGAAACCUCACAGUUAGAGAAAAUUGUAGUAAUAGACCAUGAACCCCUUUUUUUCCAGAUUCAUUAGAUUUUAAUAAAUUCAUUUCCUAAAUAUGUUCAUCCAGAUGUUUUAAGAAUCAUUAGAGUCAAGGCCGUAUUUUCUUUAGAAAUGAAAUCGAAGAUCACAAUUGUACUUUCAAUAUUUGCUAAAUUGUAAAGAUAUUUUGUUUAGUUAUUUUUCCAUUCACAUCUAUGAAAAUAUAUUAGAAUAUUGAUGCAGAGCUUUUCAUAUCUGUGAUAAGCCUAGUACAUAAUAGAAAAGGUGUCAUACAGGUGCUCGGCUUACUUGUGAAUUUGACCAUAUUCAGAGGAAAAGCUUGUGUCCAGAAACCUUGAUACUCACUAAUGUGAUUGAAGGGUUUGUUACAGACCAUGGGCUUGGCUUAUCUAUACUUCUUCAAUUUGAUGCCCAUUUAGUGCUAAUACUGCGUGUGUGAUUUUCUCCGUAUCGUACCAUAAUCUUAACCAACUUAAAUCAGUUCUUGCUUACACUGUUAAAAGAUUUACUUAUUGUUCAAUACUAUAGAAAGACAAUCUUACGUACGGACAGGGGAUAGUUAUAUAUUUCGUACCAGCAAAGCUGUUUUGGGUCGUAGUUCCAUAAAAUGAAAUUAAUAUUCUGAAUGUACUCUUCCUUGCUUAAUAUUCCAUAAUUCAAUGCUCUCAGUUAACUGGAAAAAUACCCUGUGGCUAUUACAGGGAACUUAUAUUAGAGGCCCUGCUACUCUCCUUCUGGUCAUGUUCAGUCCUCUCGAGGAAACAUCACACUGUAGUACUUACCCGAUACAUUCUAGCUUGAUAGAUAAAUAGAUUUUUUGUUCGUUUAUUAUGUUAAAGAGUUACAAUGAACAGGGAAAUGCUCUAAUCAGGUGGAGAAUUAUGUAAAAGUGAAACUUAUCAUAUGUAGAAUUGUUUCAUAAAUAUUAUCAGAAAUUUAAAUAUUCUUUUCAAUUAGGAAAAUCCAUUUUAGUGUUUCUAGUUGGCUAAUUGCUACCCCUGGAAAGCUGUCCGCACUAGUAAAUGGAUGCAUCAAUCUCUGUUAUAACUUCUAACUCUCUUUAUUAGUUAAUGGCAAUUCGUAUCGUAAUUUGGUUUUAUAUGCAGUACACAAUGUUACCUAAUAAAGAGUAAGUGUUUUGUGCCAUCCUGAAACUUGACAGGUAUUUAUUUGAUAUGGAAUAAUAAUAAGAUAUUGGAAAAGAUUUGAAAAAUUUAUGUUAUUAAAUCAUGCAGAAAGUGUACUGUAAUCUUUUA
Molecule: messenger RNA, 7922 nt
Organism: Mizuhopecten yessoensis (Yesso scallop)
Lineage: Eukaryota; Metazoa; Mollusca; Bivalvia; Pectinida; Pectinidae
Product: ribosomal protein S6 kinase beta-1-like
Exons: 16
Coding region: 147-1619 (490 amino acids)
Biological process (GO): protein phosphorylation; signal transduction
Molecular function (GO): protein serine/threonine kinase activity; ATP binding
Source: RefSeq, a predicted model, not a curated record